This is a messenger RNA of Plutella xylostella (diamondback moth), 3099 nucleotides long. RefSeq names its product cytosolic 10-formyltetrahydrofolate dehydrogenase. NCBI's taxonomy places the organism in Eukaryota, Metazoa, Arthropoda, Insecta, Lepidoptera, Plutellidae. Gene Ontology annotation, cellular component: cytoplasm. The record is from RefSeq and is a predicted model, not a curated record. Gene Ontology annotation, biological process: 10-formyltetrahydrofolate catabolic process; one-carbon metabolic process; biosynthetic process. Gene Ontology annotation, molecular function: formyltetrahydrofolate dehydrogenase activity; oxidoreductase activity, acting on the aldehyde or oxo group of donors, NAD or NADP as acceptor.
AAGAUCGCGCAAACUAAUUCAAGUUAGUCCGUUGCUGCAAAGCGGUUGCGGCAAAGCUAUCUAAAAUAAGCAACUUUAAACAACUGUGUUUUAAAAUAAUCUUUGAAUACUUCAAUAAGAUACUACAAUGCCACCUGUAGCGAUCCCAGAUGAGGCGCCAAAGAAGAGCCUCCGAGUGGCCAUCAUCGGUCAGAGCACGUUCGCUGCGGAGGUGUUCAAGCUGCUGCAGAAGGACGGCCAUGAGAUCGCCGGGGUCUUCACCAUCCUCGACAAGGGGAACCGAGAGGAUCCCUUGGCAACAAUCGCUGCACAGAACGGCAAACCUGUGUUCAAAUACAAGACAUGGAGAGUGAAGGGACAAAUCAUACCAGAAGUCCUAGAACAAUAUAAAUCUGUGAAAGCGGACAUCAACGUGCUCCCGUUCUGCUCCCAAUUCAUCCCGAUGGAGGUGAUCACGCUCCCUCAGUACCAGAGCAUCUGCUACCACCCGUCGCUGCUGCCGCGGCACCGGGGCGCCUCGUCUAUCAACUGGACGCUAAUAGAGGGCGACACUCGUUGCGGCCUGUCCAUCUUCUGGGCGGACGACGGGCUGGACACGGGCCCCGUGCUGCUGCAGAGGAGCUUCCCCGUCACGUUGGACGAUACGGUUGAUAGCAUCUACAAUAAGUACCUGUAUCCUGAAGGUAUAAAAGCGCUAGCACAGUCGGUGAACAUGGUGGCUAACGGCACCGCGCCCAAAGUGCCGCAAACGGAAGAGGGCGCCACUUAUGACCCCGCGUUGUUCAAACCAGAAUUACAUAGAAUAGACUGGUCGAAGCCAGGCGUCGCCCUCCACAACUUCAUCCGAGGUUUAGAUUCCUCCCCUGGUGCGACCACCUACAUCCACCCCCAGGGCGCCACCGAUCCUGGUUCUGAGCCUACAGUAGAGCUGAAGCUAUACGGGUCUUCAUUGUGGGAGGGCGAGUAUGAGGCUGAGGGUCGGGAGGUGGCAAUUCCGGGGUUGAAGACGCCGGCGGUGGUGCAUGAGGAUGGAAUGUUGAUUACUGCGAAUGAUGGGGUUAAGAUCAACAUCCAAAGACUAAAAGUGAACGGCAAAAUGAUAAAUGCGCAAAACUUCUUCAAAACAAACGAAAACAAAAUAACCUUAGAACUCACAGCCGAAGAAAAGAAAUUCGUCGAAAACGUACGAGACGUUUGGAAAGCCAUACUUAGAAUAGACAUAGAAAACGACACAGACUUUUUCGACUGCGGCGCUGGUUCUAUGGACGUGGUCCGUUUAGUCGAAGAAAUAAAGGAAAUAGCUGGUUUAGAACUGCAAAACGAAGAUGUCUACAUGAACACAACAUUCGAAGAGUUCUUUAACACAGCCGUUUUGAAAGCAAGAGGCGGUUCUGCUACUAAAGAAAUCACGUAUGAUGGAGUAGAAUUAGAAGUGAAUAAAAUGCGGAUAAAAUUUCCCACACAGCUAUUUAUAAAUGGUGAAUUUGUGAACUCCGAGAGCGGCAAGACGCUGACACUAGUGAAUCCUGCUGAUGAGACUGAGAUCUGUAAAGUGCAGUCCGCUUCAGCUAAGGAUGUGGAUAAAGCGGUGAAAGCGGCGAAAAAGGCUUUCGAUCAGGGAGAAUGGUCGAAAAUAAGUGCACGGGAGAGAGGGCAGCUGUUGUUUAAACUAGCAGACCUGAUGGAGAAGCACAAGGAGGAGCUAGCGACCAUAGAGUCGAUAGACUCGGGCGCGGUCUACACUCUGGCUCUGAAGACGCACGUGGGCAUGUCCAUAGACACCUGGAAGUACUUCGCCGGAUGGUGCGACAAGAUCCAGGGGUCUACUAUACCGAUCAACCAUGCUAGACCUAAUAGGAACCUAACAUUCACAAAGAAGGAGCCUAUCGGAGUGUGCGCCAUCAUAACUCCGUGGAACUACCCGCUCAUGAUGCUGUCGUGGAAGAUGGCCGCCUGCCUCGCCGCCGGCAACACCGUCGUCAUGAAGCCCGCUGCUGUAUGUCCACUAACAGCGCUCAAGUUCGCCGAGCUGUCAGUCCGUGCGGGCAUCCCGGCCGGAGUCAUCAACAUCGUGUGUGGAAGCGGCGCCGUCUGCGGGCAGGCGCUGGCCGACCACCCGCUUGUGAGGAAACUCGGCUUCACUGGGAGCACACCUGUAGGUCAACAAAUAAUGAAGUCAUGUGCAGUUUCAAAUCUCAAGAAAGUAUCUUUAGAACUCGGCGGCAAGUCUCCACUUGUGAUCUUUGAAGACUGCGAUCUAGAAAAGGCUGUCAGAAUAGGUAUGAGCUCCGUCUUCUUCAACAAGGGCGAGAACUGCAUAGCCGCCGGCCGUCUGUUCGUCGAGGAGCGAAUCCACGAUGAGUUCCUCAGACGAGUCGUGGAAGAAACCAAGAAGAUCAGCAUAGGAGACCCGCUGAAUAGAGGCACGGCGCACGGACCACAGAACCACAAGGCGCAUAUGGAUAAACUUAUUGAGUUCUGCGAGCGCGGCGUCUCAGAGGGCGCCACCUUGGUCCUUGGCGGCGCGCGCGUGCCCCGCCGCGGGUAUUUCUUCGCUCCCACCAUCUUCACUGACGUCACCGACGACAUGUGGAUAGCCAAGGAAGAGUCGUUCGGCCCCAUCAUGAUCAUUAGCAAGUUUAGUAGCAAAAACAUAGACGACGUGAUCCGCCGCGCCAACAACACCGAGUACGGCCUCGCAAGCGGCGUCCUGACCCGUGACGUCACUCGAGCCAUGACCUUCGCGGAGAGAAUAGACGCGGGCACCGUGUUCAUUAACACGUACAACAAGACUGACGUGGCCGCGCCCUUCGGAGGGUUCAAGUUGUCGGGCAUGGGGAAGGACCUUGGUCAAGAAGCUCUCAACGAGUAUCUCAAAACGAAGUGUGUUACUUUAGAAUACUAGAACUGUUUAAUAUAAGUUAGAUAUAUUUGUAAUGGUCAUAACAAUUAAUAAUCACAUUUUGUAGCUUUAAGUAAUGUCAUACAAUUGAUUUGUACAUUUGUUUUAUCUCAUUUUACAUAUAAAAUAUGUUGUGGUUGUGAAAAUCGUGUGUUUUAUCGUUAACGGAGUAAUAUAUUCUUUUAUUUUUAUAAAAA